AUGGUGAGACCUCCUGUCAGUCGUACCUGGGCUCUUCCACCUUCUGGUUACUCAAAGCUCAACUGUGAUGCUUCCUAUAGCAAAGAAAGAAACUGCAGUGGGAUUGGUUUUCUAUUACGUGAUCAUCUUGGUCACUGCCAGUUAGCAGUCUUUGAUCCAAUACACUUUGCUGAAGUUGUGGUGGGGGAGGCAGAAGCAAUUAGGCAAGGUGUGCUUGAGGUGAUAUCAGAAGGAGCAAUGAGAAUUAAGGUAGAAAGUGAUAACCAAGAGGUGGUCACAGGGUUACAGUACUCGGAGAGGGACUCAACUUUGUCUAUUCGGCCAAUCAUUAAGGAUAUUUUGUACCUUGCUUCAUACUUUGUUGACUGUCAAUUUCAGUUCACCUCAAGGGCAACAAAUGUUGUUGCAGAUACCCUUGCUAGGCGGGCUUAA
Molecule: messenger RNA, 432 nt
Organism: Telopea speciosissima
Lineage: Eukaryota; Viridiplantae; Streptophyta; Magnoliopsida; Proteales; Proteaceae
Exons: 1
Coding region: 1-432 (143 amino acids)
Molecular function (GO): RNA-DNA hybrid ribonuclease activity; nucleic acid binding
Source: RefSeq, a predicted model, not a curated record